UUUUUCCUAUUCAGAGAGAGUGAUGGCCAUUAGAAUUAAACCAAACCAAACCAAAUCAAACCCACUGCCAUCAAGUCAAUUCCGACUCACAGAUGAGUCAGAAAUAGACCCAGGGAAAAUAGGAUCACAAGGAUAUUCCUAGGUAGAUUAAAAUGUUAACAGACAAAAAUUAAACGUAUACCUUCACGUUUAUAAUUAGGUGUGGAAUUUCAAGAGCUCUGGAAAAGAUGUUGGUGUUAAAUUGUUCCACCAAAUUACUGGUACUGGAGAAAAUGUUGAAGAGUCACUUUCCUGAAUCACUCAAGGUUUAUGGAGCAGUAAUGAACAUAAAUCGUGGAAAUCCUUUUCAAAAGGAAGUAGUGUUGGAUUCAUGGCCAGACUUCAAAGCUGUCAUCACCCGGCGGCAGAGAGAGGCUCAAACAGAUAACCUGGACCGUUAUACUAAUGCCUAUGCUGUGUUCUACAAGGAUGUUAGGGCUUACCAACAGCUAUUGAAAGAACAUGAUGUUAUCAACUGGGACCAGGUCUUUCAAAUACAAGGGCUGCAGAGUGACUCAUAUGAUAUUUCCAAAGCUGUUGCCAACUCAGAGCAGUUGGAUGUAAAGCUGACUUCCUUCAAGGGGGUUCAUUUUUCCCCUGUUCCAACUCUGCCAGACAUCAGCUCCCUGAUGGGUUCUUCCCCACGACUAACCUACUUGAGUGAUGCAGAUGCUGAUCUAUUCAACCGGACUUGGUCGCGGGGUGGCAAUGAACAGUGUCUCUGGUACAUCGCCAACCUCAUCUCCUGCUUCCCCAGUGUGUGUGUCCGUGAUGACAGAGGAAGCCCAGUCUCCUGGGCUAUCACAGACCAGUUUGCCACCAUGUGCCAUGGCUACACCUUGCCAGAGCAUUGCAGAAAAGGUUAUAGCCGACUGGUGGCCCUCACAUUGGCCAGGAAGCUGCAAAGCCGGGGAUUCCCGUCUCAGGGCAAUGUCCUGGAUGACAACACUGCAUCCAUAAGCCUCCUGAAGAGUGUUCAUGCUGAGUUUUUGCCUUGCUUUCAUAGACUUAUUCUCACCCCUGCAACUUUCUCUGCCGAAGCUCACCUCUAG
Messenger RNA from Trichechus manatus latirostris (Florida manatee), 1091 nucleotides. RefSeq names its product glycine-N-acyltransferase like 3 (gene GLYATL3). Gene Ontology annotation, cellular component: mitochondrion. NCBI's taxonomy places the organism in Eukaryota, Metazoa, Chordata, Mammalia, Sirenia, Trichechidae. Gene Ontology annotation, molecular function: glycine N-acyltransferase activity. The record is from RefSeq and is a predicted model, not a curated record.